Molecule: messenger RNA, 2187 nt
Organism: Acanthocheilonema viteae
Lineage: Eukaryota; Metazoa; Nematoda; Chromadorea; Rhabditida; Onchocercidae
Source: the annotation of a GenBank genome assembly
AUGCCGUCGCAGUCGCCGUCACCAGCUAGCGAACGUUAUCGUGCUUCGCAAGCAGGAAAUUUUUCGCAGCUCUCACCACUUGAUAUUGCGCGCCAACGUCUUGCGUACAAUGGUUCAUGUUUUCAGCAGCAAACACCGAUGAGUAAUCCGACAGAUGUUUUUGAAUUUGAUGAUCCACCUCGUAUGAAUUCAGCAAGUUCGGUGGGAGCAUCAUCAGCUCAACAAUUCCAUUUUCCAGAAGCGGGACAGAGUCCGUAUCCUUUUGCAGCCAUGCAAAGUACCAGAGGUCCAUUGGGUGCUCAACCGACUUUAAAACGUCGGGGUCGAGGCCGUAAAGCGGGAAAUAUAGGUGAUCGAAUAUUAGAUCCAAGUCGUCCAACUCUCGACCAAAAUACUGGUUUGAUGUUUCGUGGUAUGAAUAUUCCAACGCGCAAACCUCGAGGAACUUCGGCAACAAGGCGUCCUCGAAGACCUCGGAAAGCUGCUCAUAUGCCUACGUCUCCUGCACAUUCUCAUCAAUUUACCAUGAAUCGCCCAAUGUUACAACGUUCCUUUUCCGAGAUGCCAGUUUAUCCUUCGCAAAUGCCACCUGUUAGCUUACCACAAGAAAAUCGAUCAGAAACAUCUGAAUUCGAUGGAACUGAAGAAUCAUCAGAUGACGAAACUGACCCACCUCCUCCUGCCUUCACUACCGCGAUACCGCAGUCAUCAACUCAACUUGCUGCGGGUGGCAGUACUCCGGUAUCACAAAUAGCCACUGUUGGCAGUCUUUCUUCCCCAUCAGCUACAUUAUCACUUGUUAACAAGUCUUCCUCGUUAAUUGCCCCUUCAUGUCUUUCAUCCGUUUCAUCGAGUGGUCCAGCAACAGAACUCACAUCUCCAAGCAGCUCAUCUCCAACAGCAACCAUUAACAAUUCAAUGCAAUCGGCAGCACUUCUGGCCAAUAAAGCGCGUAAAGGAAGCCUAGAAGCUGUGGUAGGGAAAUUGCACUGCAAAACAGUGCCAGCAAGCAGCAGCAAUGCGACAACGUCAAAUCCGUAUUUAGCCUCUGAUUUAUAUGACGAUGAAUCGGAACCAGUCAGUAAACCGCUUGAACCAGCUCCUAUUAAGCGUGAUAGCCCAUCAGUAUCGACAUCAUCUCCUGGUGCACGAAUGUCACCAAAUCUGACAAAGAUGAAUGUGGAACAACCAGGUUAUGGCUCAGAAUUGAAAAUAAUGAUUAAAUUGAAACAGCAAACGUCCGCACGACCAUCUACUGGAAUAUCGCAGUCUUCAUCAUGUGGUGUACCAUCAUCUAUGCGCUUAGUUGGUCAGCCACCUUCAUCGUCAAGAUCAAAGGAAGAGAAAGCACUCUUACGACAAAAACAGUUGAAAGAGAAAAAUCGAUCCGCACCAGAUGAACGUGCUCGUAAGGCGGGUAAAAGAGAACGUAAAGGCGAACUCAGUAGUAGCAGUAAGAAACUGAAACUGGAACGACCAUUAAACGAACAAAAAACAACGACUGUAUCGCCAAAAGUGGAAUUUCCACAAGCACUCGCAUUUGCUAGUCUUAAAAACUUUAAGAUACCAAAGGUAAUGGAAAAUGAAAAAUGUGAAAAUCCGACGUCAACAACAACAACAACAACAACACCAGCUGUGGCUACCCCAUCAUCCUCUAGUGCGCAUUUAAAUGUUAGCCAAAAUUCGGGUUCAACAGUGCAGGUAGUUCCUUCAACAUCGUUAUCAUCAUCAGCAACAACAAUAGCAGCAACAACAGCUCCAUCAUCGUCUUCAUGCUCUGGAACAUCUUCGAUAUUUCCACCCAAACCAAAAUCAAUUUUGAAGUCAUCAGGUGAGCCACCUCCACCACCGCUUUUCCGCGGAAUGGGUGGUAUGCCACCAAUGCUGCCCGGCCGACGACCAUUGCUACCGGAUCCACGAAAUGUGAUGCAUCAUCCACCAAGAAAUCAAUUUAGACCGUUGAUAGCACUACCUCGAAUGAUACCGUCAGUAUUGAGUGGUGCUAAUUUCAUGCCAUCACCUUCUUCGUCAGGCCGCUGGAUGGCGUUGGCACCACAACGACAACCAUCACCUAGAAAUUCACCGUCUGAACAAUCCGCUUCUAGUUUGUCUGAUACAGUUGCAGCUAUGUCGAAAAUGCAGGACAGUCCGACGGAGGCUUUGAAAAUUGUUGCGGAUGAGGAGUAA